Oryctolagus cuniculus (rabbit) is the source of this 10111-nucleotide messenger RNA. NCBI's taxonomy places the organism in Eukaryota, Metazoa, Chordata, Mammalia, Lagomorpha, Leporidae. The record is from RefSeq and is a predicted model, not a curated record.
CUUCUUUUCAUCUGCAGCGAACAAUAGCAAGGGAGAGCUUGGCUGUCCGUCCUGCUCUGGAAGACGUUCGCAGAGCGCACAGGACAAUCCCCUGCGGAGAGCGCUGGGAUCCGGACCCUGGAGCGGCUGCGGGCGGCAUGGGGCUGCGAGCGAGGCGCGCGGCGGCCGGGGGCCGGGCCGUCCUGCAGCUGCUGCCGCCGCCGCUGCUCCUGCUGCUGCUGCUGCGCCCCGGCGCCUGCGGGGCUGCGGCGCAGGGCGAGGCGGAGGCGCCCACCCUCUACCUCUGGAAGACUGGUCCCUGGGGCCGGUGCAUGGGAGACGAGUGUGGGCCAGGAGGCAUCCAGACCAGGGCGGUGUGGUGCGCGCACGUGGAAGGGUGGACGACCCUGCACACGAACUGCAAGCAGGCCGAGCGACCCAGCAACCAGCAGAACUGCUUCAAGGUUUGCGACUGGCACAAAGACUUGUACGACUGGAGGCUGGGGCCCUGGAACCAGUGUCAGCCGGUGAUCUCCAGGAGCCUGGAGAAGCCUCGUGAGUGCGUGAAGGGCGAAGAGGGCAUUCAGGUGCGGGAGAUCACGUGCCUGCAGAAAGACAAAGACUCGCCUGCGGACGAGACCAUCUGUGAGUACUUUGAGCCCAAGCCGCUCCUGGAACAGGCUUGCCUCAUUCCGUGCCAGCAAGACUGCAUCGUGUCCGAGUUCUCCGCCUGGUCCGAGUGCUCCAAGACCUGCGGCAGCGGCCUGCAGCACCGCACGCGGCACGUCGUGGCGCCCCCGCAGUUCGGGGGCUCCGGCUGCCCGAACCUGACCGAGUUCCAGGUGUGCCGAUCCAGCGCCUGUGACGCCGACGAGAGCACCUACAGCCUGCACGUGGGGCCCUGGAGCGCGUGCUCCACGCCCCACUCUCGACAAGCCAGACAGGCCCGGAGACGCGCCAAGAACAAAGAACGGGAGAAGGACCGGGGCAAAGGCGUGAAGGAUCCAGAGGCCCGGGAGCUGAUUAAGAAAAAGAGAAAUCGGAACAGACAGAACAGACAAGAGAACAGAUACUGGGACAUUCAGAUUGGAUAUCAGACCCGCGAGGUCACGUGUACCAACAAAACGGGGAAAGCUGCUGAUAUGAGCUUUUGCCAGCAAGGGAAGCUGCCAGUGACCUUCCAGUCUUGUGUGAUCACCAAAGAGUGCCAGGUGUCUGAGUGGCUGCAAUGGACUCCGUGCUCAAAAACGUGCCAUGAUGCGGCAUCCCCUGCAGGCACUCGCGUCAGAACGCGGACCGUCAGGCAGUUUCCCAUUGCCAGUGAAAAACAAUGUCCCGAGCUUGAGGAGCGGGAACCCUGUGUGUCUCAAGGCGAUGGAGUGGCCCCUUGUGCCAUGUAUGGCUGGAGAACCACAGAGUGGACUGAGUGCCGUGUGGACCCUUUGCUCAGCCAGCAGGAUAAGAGGCGUGGCAACCAGACGGCCCUCUGCGGGGGAGGCAUUCAGACCAGAGAGGCCUACUGCGUUCAGACCAAUGACAACCUCCUGUCGCACUUAAGUGGCCACAAGGACAGAGCAGCCUCAAAACCAGUGGACUUGAAAUUAUGCACUGGCCCUGUCCCCAAUACUACACAGCUGUGCCACAUUCCUUGUCCAGUUGAAUGUGAGGUUUCGCCUUGGUCAGCUUGGGGACCUUGUACUUAUGAAAACUGUAAUGACCAACAAGGCAAAAAAGGCUUCAAACUGAGGAAGCGACGCAUAACUAAUGAGCCCACUGGAGGCUCUGGGGGGACUGGAAACUGUCCUCAUCUACUAGAAGCUAUCCCCUGUGAGGAGCCAGCCUGCUAUGACUGGAAGGCAGUGAGGCUCGGAGACUGUGAACCAGACAACGGAAGAGAGUGUGGCCCGGGAACUCAGGUUCAAGAAGUUGUGUGCAUCAACAGUGACGGAGAAGAAGUGGACAGACAGUUGUGCAGAGACGCAAUCUUCCCCAUCCCUGUGGCCUGCGAUGCCCCAUGCCCAAAGGACUGUGUGCUCAGCACCUGGUCUCCGUGGUCCUCCUGCUCACACACCUGCUCAGGGAAAACCACAGAAGGGAAACAGAUACGAGCGCGGUCCAUUCUCGCCUACGAGGGUGAAGAAGGUGGAAUUCGCUGUCCAAACACCAGUGCUCUUCAAGAGAUACGCAGCUGUAACGAGCAUCCUUGUACCGUGUACCACUGGCAGACUGGUCCCUGGGGCCAGUGCAUCGAGGACACCUCCGUAUCGUCCUUCAACACCAGUGCAACUUGGAAUGGGGAGGCCUCUUGCUCCGUCGGCAUGCAGACAAGAAAAGUCAUCUGUGUGCGAGUCAACGUGGGCCAAGUGGGACCCAAAAAGUGCCCUGAAAGCCUUCGACCAGAGACGGUGAGGCCAUGUCUGCUUCCGUGUAGGAAGGACUGUGUUGUGACUGCGUUCAGUGACUGGACCUCGUGCCCCUCCUCAUGUGCGGAAGGGGACGCUGGAGGCAGGAAGCAGUCGAGGCAUCGGGUCAUCAUCCAGCUGCCAGCCAACGGAGGCCGGGACUGCACGGAUCCCCUCUAUGAAGAGAAAGUGUGCGAGGCCCCUCCAGUGUGUCAGAGCUACAGGUGGAAGACGCACAAAUGGCGCAGGUGCCAAUUAGUCCCUUGGAGCGUGCAGCAGGACAGCCCUGGAGCACAAGAAGGCUGUGGGCCUGGACGGCAGGCGAGAGCCAUUACUUGUCGAAAGCAAGAUGGGGGGCAGGCUGGCAUCCCCGAAUGUCUCCAGUAUGCAGGCCCUGUGCCAGCCCUCACCCAAGCCUGCCAGAUCCCCUGCCAAGACGACUGUCAGUUUACCAGCUGGUCCAAGUUUUCCUCAUGCAAUGGAGACUGUGGGGCAGUGAGGACCAGAAAGCGCACUAUUGUUGGAAAAAGUAAAAAGAAAGAAAAAUGUAAAAAUUCCCACUUGUACCCCUUGAUUGAGACUCAGUAUUGUCCUUGUGACAAAUACAAUGCACAGCCUGUGGGGAACUGGUCAGACUGUAUCUUACCAGAGGGGAAAGUGGAAGUGCUACUGGGAAUGAAAGUACAAGGAGACAUCAAAGAAUGUGGCCAAGGAUAUCGUUACCAAGCAAUGGCAUGCUACGAUCAAAAUGGGCGGCUUGUGGAAACAUCCAGAUGCAACAGCCAUGGUUACAUUGAAGAGGCUUGCAUCAUCCCCUGCCCAUCAGACUGCAAGCUCAGCGAGUGGUCCAACUGGUCGAGAUGCAGUAAGUCCUGUGGGAGCGGCGUGAAGGUCCGGUCUAAGUGGCUGCGUGAAAAACCCUACAAUGGAGGAAGGCCUUGCCCCAAACUGGACCAUGUCAACCAGGCACAGGUCUAUGAGGUUGUCCCGUGCCACAGUGACUGCAGCCAGUACAUAUGGGUCACGGAGCCCUGGAGCGUCUGCAAGGUGACAUUUGUGAAUAUGAGGGAGAACUGUGGAGAGGGAGUGCAAACCAGAAAAGUAAGGUGCAUGCAGAAUACAGCAGACGGCCCUUCUGAACAUGUGGAGGAUUACCUCUGUGACCCAGAGGAGAUGCCCCUGGGCUCCAGAGAGUGCAAAUUGCCGUGUCCCGAGGACUGCGUGAUGUCUGAAUGGGGUCCGUGGACCCGAUGUGUUUUGCCUUGCAGUCAAAGCAGUUUCCGGCAAAGGUCAGCUGAUCCCAUCAGACAACCUGCUGAUGAGGGAAGAUCCUGCCCUGAUGCUGUUGAGAAGGAACCUUGCAGCCUGAACAAAAACUGCUACCACUAUGAUUAUAACGUAACAGACUGGAGUACCUGUCAGCUGAGUGAGAAGGCAGUUUGUGGGAACGGCAUUAAAACAAGGAUGCUGGAUUGCGUUCGAAGCGAUGGCAAGUCAGUGGACCUGAAGUACUGUGGAGAGCUUGGCCUGGAGAAGAACUGGCAGAUGAACACCUCCUGCGUGGUGGAGUGCCCCGUGAACUGUCAGCUGUCUGACUGGUCGCCGUGGUCGACGUGUUCUCAAACAUGUGGCCUCACAGGAAAAAUGAUGCGGAGGCGAACGGUGAUGCAGCCCUUUCAGGGGGAUGGGAGACCAUGCCCUUCCCUCUUGGACCAGUCCAAGCCUUGCCCAGUGAAGCCCUGUUACCGGUGGCAGUAUGGCCCGUGGUCUCCGUGCCAAGUGCAGGAGGCCCAGUGUGGAGAAGGGACGAGAACAAGAAACAUUUCUUGUGUAGUGAGUGACGGGACAGCUGACGAUUUCAGCAAAGCAGUGGAUGAGGAAUUCUGUGCUGACGUUGAACCCAUUAUAGAUGGCAGUAAAAAAAUGGUUCUGGAGGAAAGCUGUACCCAGCCUUGCCCAGGUGACUGUUACUUGAAGGAGUGGUCUUCAUGGAGCCUGUGUCAACUGACCUGUGUGAACGGCGAGGAUCUAGGCUUUGGCGGGAUACAAGUUCGAUCUAGAGCGGUGAUUAUACAAGAACUAGAGAACCAACAUCUGUGCCCAGAGCAGAUGUUAGAAACAAAAUCUUGUGAUGAUGGGCAGUGUUAUGAGUAUAAAUGGAUGGCCAGUGCUUGGAAGGGCUCUUCCCGAACAGUCUGGUGUCAAAGAUCAGAUGGUGUAAAUGUCACAGGGGGCUGCUUGGUGGUGAGCCAGCCUGAUGCUGACAGGUCUUGUAACCCACCGUGUAGUCUACCCCACUCGUACUGUAGCGAGACAAAAGCGUGCCAUUGUGAAGAGGGCUACACUGAAGUCAUGUCUUCGAACAGCACACUGGAGCAGUGCACACUCAUCCCCGUGGUGGCCAUACCCACCGUGGAGGACAAACGGGGCGAUGUGAAAACCAGUCGAGCCGUCCACCCCACACAACCCUCCAGUCGCCCGGCAGGACGGGGAAGGACCUGGUUUCUGCAGCCCUUUGGGCCAGAUGGGAGACUAAAGACCUGGGUUUACGGUGUAGCAGCUGGGGCGUUUGUAUUGCUCAUCUUUAUUGUCUCCAUGAUUUAUCUAGCUUGUAAAAAGCCAAAGAAACCUCAAAGAAGGCAAAACAACCGAUUGAAACCAUUAACCUUAGCCUAUGAUGGAGAUGCAGACAUGUAACAUACAACUUUUCCUGCCUACCGCCAGUUUUGUGUUUCUCACUGUGAAGUAGAACUCCAGAGACCACAAUGAAAGUGUCCAAAUUGUGUGCAUUGAGAUACCUUUUAACUUUUCAAAAGAGCAUCAAGAUUCAAGCUCACACUGCCACUAGGGAUAUUCAAGAUAGCAGCACUUACACGUAAACCAUCAACUCUAGGAAUUCUGGGAGAUUUAGUUGAAUACAUGCUGCAUUCUGAGGGUAUGAUGUCAUCUUCUCUAAAAUCUACCAUAUGAAGACCAACUUUCAUCUCUGAAGCAUAGUGGUGGAAUUGGCCAGUUAGGAUCCCUGGUGCAAGACUGCCUGCAAUGUUAACCCAUAGAACUUUCUAGCAUGAAGAGUUUAUAUCAAGAGCUCUGCAAUAAUUUAACCAAGUAUAACACAUAUACUCAGCUGAAUGAUAUACAUUAUGUCAGAUUAUGUACUUGUUAAUAAGCAACUUUAACAGUGAAUAAGACAGACCUAAACUCAGCAGAAAACUUGUGGAAUGAAUUCAACAUCUUGGUGGUUGAUGGUAACUUGUAUUGACCUUCGUUUAGGAGACCAAGACUCUUUUGUAAGACCUCAUUCUUGUCUCUCUCCAAAGUACGAAUGUUGGACAUGUUCUAGUAUGUUAGAAGAAAGAGUCCUCAAGUUCAGUAUUUUAUAGUGGUUAUCGUCUGGAAAAUUGAUUGCGGCUUGUGUUAAUACAUUUAUACUUUCUCUAGUUUUCAAACUGGUUGCCUGCAUCUUUUUGCUAUAUGAAAGGCACAUUUUUGCACUAUAUUAGUGCAGCAUGAUAUGCACUUAACCAGUAUUGCCAUACAAACUGCCUCUUUUCAUCGGGAUGAAGACAUCUGCAGGUAUCCUGACGAGGGCAAGAGUCAGACUGGAUGGCCACAGAAUGUCAUCAGCUCUUACACCUGCUGUCUACUCUCUUCCUUAUCUUUGCAGCCAUUGGGACAUUAUAGCAUGGCGAUGAUUUAAGUGUUGAAGUCCUUGACCCAUUAGCUGUCCUAAAGGUGGAUUCCUCUACUUGGUUUGUAAUUGAUCUUUGAAGGCUGUUUAUGGCUAGAUUUUUAUAUUUGUUAUCUUUGUUAAAAAAAAAGAAAAAAGAAAAAAGGGAACUGGUUGUGUUUUUAAUUGCAAGCAGAUGCAGAAAAUAAUGUUACAGUGGUUUUGUAAUGAAAAGAAAUCACAGUUAUGUGUCAAUUUCUCACUGACAUGCUUUCCCAGUUUCAUAUUGAAUGUCUGCCUUACAGGCAGUACCUCAAAAUUCAUGGUCUUAUGUCUUUCUUACUGGUAAAAUGUGAACCAGUCUUUUCAAUGUAUGGUUUCCAAAGCUAAAGUCUUUAGAAAGACUAUCUUGUCCAAGGCUUCAUUAAAUAUCUAGAUCAAGGAUGGUAAACUUUUCCAGUGGACCAGAUAGUAAAUACUUUCAGCCAGGUGUGUGUUGCAGUCAUAGACAAUGCAAAUAGGUUAAAGAACAAACAUGUCUGUUUCUUCAAAGUUCUACUGGGAAACAGCCAUCAGACUGCAAUUGUGGUCUUAGUGCACAGACCCUGGUGCUGAUGGUUUUCAUGGAUCACUCGUCACUGUGUCACCUUUACUUUUCAUUGGCUUGUGCUUAGCACUUAAUUUCAAAGGUGAAACUUCACUCAUCAAGUAUACCACUCUGUUGGAAGUAGCUGUAUUUUUCACAGAUUCAGCCCUGGGAAUGGCACAGUGAAAAAUUUCUAACCUAACAGACUUCUUUAGUAUGAAAAGAAAAUUCAAAUGGUGCCAUUAAAAGGCAGUACCAUCUUUCAGACAACAUGGGAGAGGGAAGGACAUUAGGUUUCAGGUCUUAAAACAAGCUAUUAAAUCUUACACAUAGUAUGCUGCUGUAAAAGUCAUUUGAAUUGUGAAGUAUUUUACUUUCAUACUAGAGUUUCAACUCCCCCUGCUGUUCAUUUAGAAUAUUUGCAAAGAUGAUCAGAACGUCAGAUAAGGAUGUCAUUGCCCCCCUCAUCCCCCUGCAAAAAAUUACUCAGUUCAAUUCUGUUGAAAUAAGCAUAAAGCACUAAUUCCCUAUUCAGUAGUCACUAUGUUAGACAAUUUAAAUCUCUUCAAAGACAACAGGUAGUUCGGAAUAUGAGAAUUUUACUUUAAACCAAGGAUUUCAACAAGGAAAUACAAAUUCAUCUCAUCUGUUAUUGUUGAGGAAGACAAAAAUAAUGUUAAAAUCAAAAGUUAAAAAUUUUAAAAUCUAAAAUCAAUUGUCAAUGCAUAUAUAUAGUCAGAGUUGUGGCCUUUUUUAAAACGUUCAGCUGACACUCAUGAAAUAUGUGCCACACCUAAUGAUUUUGAAAUAGGGAAAAUAAUAUUGUUCCAAAUAAAGCUACCCUUAGAUUAUUGUAAAAACAACAUUCAUUCUGGAUACCACUUUAUCCCACCUAUAUUAUAAGAAUUAAGAGAAAAUUAUGAAAUGUUAUACAAGAUAUUUCUAUUCAUAAUUUGAUUACAUUUUACAGCACCAUAUACAUGGAAGGAACUAAGGUUAAUAUGACCUAACACCAGGGAACAUAUUGGAAGUUCAUUCUGAUUGGAAAGAUAAUAUGAGGGUAAUGUAGCUGUUCAGCUACUGUGGACAAAUGGGAGGUUACUGUAAUCACGUUUAUAACUUCAAACUGUCCUGUUAGUUCCUGGCAUCAGUUAGUGAGUUCAAUAUUUCAUUGGAAUUUCAUCAAAAUGUUAUUUGUAUUUAUUCUAAGAAUUCACAAGAGGAAUAAAGUAAUAACUCUCCUAGUGACACUUUGCCUUAUCAAAUGGUCUGAGUCCUAAAAGAUUUACAAUUACUCAAAGUAUGAAGGUCUGUUUGAUUUUAUAAAAAAUUGAUGCAGUAUUAUGAUUUUGUUCAUCUCCGUAGCAACUGUACAAGUGGCAUAACUGAUCUCUUAAAGGGGCUGGUUUGCUUUUUCAUCAAUACCUGUUCCAACGUGUUCACCAUAAUCCUUAUUUAAAAGCCUUUUUGAGGACAUUACAGUGAUCUACAGGAAUUGAAAAGGAGUGCAUUAAAGCAUGUUUUUAAUCCUUUAUAAGAAGCACAAAUUACUUAUAACAAGACAAAUAUUUAUUGAAUUAUUACAGGUAAGACACUCUGCUAGGCACUGUAAAAAUAUUAGCAAUGGCUUUUUUAUACACAAGAACUUAAGACAUUCUGAAGAAGGAUAAAAGUUCUUAAGAUAGUGCUUGAACACACUGCCUUUUACUCUAAAUUUACUUUUAAAGGUGGUUAGUAUUUUUCCAUAUUUAGUGUACGUAUCUUGGGCUGUGUGGUUAGGGAUUUUAUUUUUCCUAUUCUACCCUGAAGGCAGGUGGCAAUGAUCACUAUGUCUUAAUCAGAUCUGUUAGGUUCCUGGACAUUUCAAGAUGAAGUCACUUCUCAUAGAAAGCAAGUAGCCCCUCAUACACUGAUUUACCUCUUCCUACUCCCUGAAUCCUUGCUCCUGUAUGAGGAUUUCUGCACCUAGUCUCUCCCCCACUCUGGUCUCCUGUUAACCAAUGAUUUUGUCUCCUUCCUUCAAAAAUACCCUUCAUUAAAUAUAUCAAAUUUUUAUAAGAAAAAUGAGAACACCUAUAAUAGUUCCUAUCGGAAUCAAAGUGUCACAGCGUGAGCAUGUUUUAAACAUCAUGCACAGGUAAAAGAAAUGAAUAACAGCAAAACAAUGUAGAAGGCAUGCCAAAGACAAAAAGACCAUUUCUGUAUAAAUGACAAUUCCAGCACUUGCUAUAGCUCUGCUCGGUAUCCUGCUACUGCUACGGCAGCUUGAGUCUGUUCACCCUGCAAGACUAAGGGGGGAGCCAGCCCCUCUCGAUGCUUUCAGAAAGGAAGCCUAUGCUUACAAGCAUUUGGAGGUAAGGUUUCCCAAGAAUCACGCUUCUCAAAUGACAGAGAUCUCCCUGGUGGUUAAGUUUCACCAAAUUCAAGUGGGUCGUUUCUUGAUCUAUUUCUCCUCCGAGAUUGAGACUAUUGAAAGGACAGCAGUCCAGGAACCAUUCUGUGGGGAUCUCAUCAGAGCGUGAUCUUUCCCAGUUCUGGUCUGGCUCUGAGCACUGCCCAUCAGCCUGCUCAGGUAAUCCAGGCCCACCUGCUCCCAUCCACAGUCGGUCCUGGCUGCGGGUCAGAACUUUACGCAUCCAAAACUGGAGUGUGGACCAAAGCAUCCCUCAUAAAAGGGAUGUGUUGCAGAGAUAUGUGACAAUUUUAUACCUAACAGGGACACUGAAAAAUGGUUAUAUCUACAUUAAAUAAGUUUUAAGAUCUUAAAUAGAAUUUUGCAAAUUUUUUUCAUGCUUCUACCAAGCUAUGUCUUAAAACAGGCAGCGUAAGAUAGGUUGUAGGAGUCAGGUUUUCAGUGAUCAGAGAACUCCAGUCAGUUUUAUUGUUAUGUUCUGCAGUUUUAGGUAAUAGUUUUAAAAAGACUAUCUACUUUUAACCCUUAAUUAUUUUGCCCAGCUAUAUUUCAGAAAUCUGUGUUUAUUUCUAGAAAACAUUUCAAUUCCCUUUCUGGUACUUUUUCCUGUCCAUUUCUAUCACAGACAUUUGAAGAGAUCAGUAUCUGUUGUAAAAUAUAACGUUAUUAUAUUUGCAAUCUUUCUAUAAAUUAUGAUCCACUAAAUGUGUAUUUUUUGUUAUCUAUAUAUUUAUUUUGUUUAAAUAGGGAGGCAACUGUAAGAAUUUUUUGUUCCUUUGUAAAUUAUGUAAUGUAAUUUAUUUUAAAUUAUGUACAUUUCUUUUUUAAUGCACAAAAUGUCUAUGUACAAUUAACUGCAGAUUUGCAAUUAAUGUCACUAAGCUUUAUUCAGUUAAGAUGGAUGGCAUGUGAGGAUGUAAUAUGCUUUUUUACAUUUUCAUAUGGGUUAUUUGUAAAUAACUUGAUGGCAAACACAAAUCAUUUUUAUUCUAAUUGUGUGUAUCUGUUUUGAUUUGCAUCAUUUGAUUCAUAAGUGUGGAUUAAAAAUUUCUUAGUGAAUA